AUGGACCGAUUCACUCAGUUUCCCGCCGUCAAUGACGAUGGUGAUGAUGUUCACAUCGUACCCUGGCAGGUGGAUGCCCAACUCCCAUCGGAAAUAUUUGCUUUGUCAUGGGCAGUCUUGCUACGCGCAUUCACAACAGACGAGAACCCGGUCUUUUUAUUGAAUGGUGCGCCAGUCAAAGCAGAUCUAUCUGCCCAAACGGUUCAUCCAGCAGAUCUGGCUCCCGUAUCAGAUCUCUCACUUAAACACACAGCCGUGGUGUUGGAAGAUCCUUUGUGCAGUGAUGUCGGUCAUGCCCCGGCGUUGCAGUGGACCCUGGACCCCGCGACUCAGGUGGGAGUCCUGUGUGCGACCGGAGGCAUGGACGCCGCUUUCCUGUACCAGCUGGGCAACCAGCUGAAACAAAUCGUGCAAGAGCAGGCUGCCCAGAAAGGUAUACAGGUGACAUUGUCUGCCACGGAGGUUCCUGAUCUAGCAAUUUCAAACGCCUCACCCUCCACAGUGCCAGGGCCUCAACUUCUACACGAGCUUGCCCUGUGCAAGCUCAACGAUUCAAACAACGCCAUUGAAUUCCUCACUGCGGAUGGACAUGUUCGUUGCUUGUCGUACCGUGAUUUGGACCGGCUUUCCUCGGAGCUGGCGAGUAAAAUUGCUCGUGCUUCGACAACUUCACAGGGCCUACAGAGGGUUGUGCCAGUACUUCUGCCUCAGUCUGUGGAAUUAUACAUUUCGUGGCUGGCUAUUCUUAAGUCUGGCGCAGCUUUCUGUCCUUUGAAUACCGAUGCACCAAUAGAUCGCAUUGAGUUUAUCCUGCAAGAUGUGGCUGCAUCUGUGGUGGUCACAAAUGAUGCUCUUGCAACAAGGGUACCGCCGAAAGAGCAUAUUUCUAUCCUUGCCGUGGACGGUCUUGAAACCAACACCGAAACCACAGAGCCAUGCUCAGAAAACAGCACUCCCACUGACCUGGCAUAUGUCAUGUACACAUCAGGCUCUACGGGCCGUCCCAAAGGCGUUGGGGUGUCCCAUCUUGCUGCCACCCAAUCACUCCUUGCUCAUGACGAUUUGAUACCCCAUUUCAAGCGCUUUUUACAAUUUGCAUCUCCCACCUUUGAUGUUUCCGUGUUUGAGGUUUUCUUCCCGAUGAUGCGAGGGUCAACCCUCAUCGGCUCCGAGAGAGAGAAUAUGCUUCUUGAUAUUUCCCAUGUGAUGACUACGAUGAGAGUCGACGCCGCCGAAUUGACCCCAACGGUAGCCGGAGAGUUGCUGCGCGUACGAGCCGCAGCUCCAUCUCUCCAGGUGCUCCUCACUAUUGGUGAAAUGCUUACUAGACAUGUGGUAGACGAGUUUGGCAAGUCUGAGGGCAGAGAUGGCAUUCUCCAUGGGAUGUACGGGCCUACCGAAGCAGCAAUCCACUGUACCGCUGCCACCCAUUUCCAGGCCAAGGAUCGUGUCAACAUGAUUGGAAAGCCUUUUAAAACUGUUUCCGCAUACAUCAUGCCACUCCCCUCUGACGAUGAUCCAUCAUCCAUGCGACUUCACCCCCUUUCACUGGGCCAAGUUGGAGAGCUCGUGGUGGGCGGCCCUCAAUUGGCGGACGGGUAUAUCAAUCGACCCGAAGAAAAUACCAAGGCAUUUAUAGACAGUCCGGUGUAUGGCCGACUCUAUCGCACGGGAGACAAAGCCCGCAUACUCCCCACUGGAGAGAUUGAGUGUUUCGGCCGAAUUUCCAGCGGCCAGGUGAAGCUGCGAGGUCAGCGGAUAGAGCUUGGCGAGAUCGAGCAUGUUAUCACGAGAGCUUCCGGUGUCCGCAGUGCUGUAACCAUAGUCAUCGACGGCAACUUGGUUGCAUUUGUUCUGGUCACCGACGAGGUAACGACAGACAGCAGUCUCCGAGACGUCUGUCGUCAGCUGUUGCCUCGGUUCAUGAUUCCUGGCGAAUUCGUACUCGUCGACCAAUUCCCCCAACUUCCCUCGGGCAAGAUCGACCGUAAGACAUUAGAGGCCGAUUUCAUUCGCCACCGAAGCACCGCUCAGGCUUUUGAUGAUCAACCCUGCCGAGACGAAAAAGAAGAGUCUAUCAUCUCAAGCGUCGCUGAUGUGCUAGGCCGACGACUCUCGUCGACGGAGAGCCUAGCAGCAGCAGGGCUUGAUUCGCUAGCUGCAAUCCGUCUCGCGUCCCAUCUAUUGGAUGCGGGAAUUCGCUUAGGUGUGGCUGCCCUUUUGGAGGCAGACUCAGUGGACGGGAUCUGGCAGCUUGCCACCAGCCUUGAAGUUGCGAGCCCGACUGAUGAUACACAAGCGGCCCUGCAAACUAUUCUGCAACUUGUUUCAGAUGCAGGUGCAGCAAGGGUCGACUCACUGGGUUUGAGCGAGCAGGUUUCGGACAUCGUACCGUGUAGCCAUAUCCAACAGGCUAUGAUCUUGGAGACUGUUCGAGACGACCAGGCAUACUGCAACUGGAUUGAGCUGGAAUUCGAGCCCUCGGUCAAUUUAGCUUCAGUGAAAGAUGCAUUUGCUCAACUGGUGGACCACAACGAGAUCCUGCGGUCUGGAUUUGUGGAAAUCGGCCUCAAAGAUCACUCAUAUGGCCGCUUCACCUGGAAUACCGUUGACGAGCAUAUUUCCGUGAAACAAGAGCUUGACUACGAUUUGGGCUUGGGUGCGGGUCACGAUGUCUUGAACCCUUUCCGAGUCCAGAUCAAAGAAGGGAAGGAUCAUCUCCGCGUGCUGGUGCAUAUCCAUCAUGCACUUUACGAUGGAUGGUCUUGGCAACUCAUGUUGAAGGAUCUUAGAAGGAUCCUGUCCGGAGAGGAGCUUACUUCUAAACCCCCAUACAAUGUGGUCGCAAACUUUUUCAUUGAGCACAAACUGGACAAAUCGGCAACAGAGUCCUCAGCGUACUGGCGUGAUCAACUACAGGGUCUUUAUCCUACAGCUUUCCCUACUUUCCAUGGAAAUGCAGAUGUCGUACAUGCUACUGACAGGGCUACUCGGGUGCUGGAUAUUUCCGUAUCAAAACUCAACGAGGUUUCCCAGCAUCUUCGCGUGAGCCGGCAAACCAUUUUCCAAGCCGCGUUUUGCUAUAUCCUUUCUUCCUAUCUUGGAACCGGCGACGUUACCUUUGGAACUGUCUUUUCAGGCAGGACUCUGCCCUUAAAGGGCAUCGAGACUGUUCUCGGGCCUUGUAUUAGAACUUUGCCAACGCGCAUGAACCUCGACAAAAUGCAAGACGUGACUGAUCUCCUCUUGGUCAUCCAGAACACGAACCGCAAGUCAAUCGAGCAUGGCAGUCUUCCUCUUCAGGAUAUAAAGAAGGCUUCUGGUAUCGAUUUGAACCGUAGUCUCUUCGAUACGGCGUUUGUGUGGCAGGAAAGCAUUUGGUCAGAUGAUGAGCAGGGCUCUGUGUUCCGGGAGGUUGGGGCGGGCGAAUUUCUAGAAUUUGCGCUUUUGCUGGAGUUUGAGCCACGAGAAGAAAGCAUCUUUGCCCGGGUGACUUACCAAAAGUCGCUGUUACCAUGCGAGCAAGCUAUGGUACUUCUCAAGCAGAUUGAUUCUGUGGCCUCGAUCUUGAUCGAGAAGAUUAAGCUUCCGCUCCAGGAGAUUCGAUCAUAUCUUCCCUCGUCCACGUUGUCUAUUCAACAGGCAGCAUCAUGCGAGCAUGUUGAUCUGCCAAGUUUGACAUCCAGCGUCGAGAUGACUGCCUCUACAGACCCUGACCGGGUAGCGGUUGAGUUGAUGCUUUGGAAGCCAGAAACUCCCGCUCCAUUUGUCGAAAGCAUGACCUACAGUCAACUAAACUCCCGAGCCAACGCCUUUGCACACCUUUUGCUCCAUGUCGGAGUGACGAAAGACGAUCUAAUCGCCAUCCAUCUGACAACGUCCCUUGAUUUUUACGUUGCUGUGCUUGGAGUUGCGAAGGCUGGCGCUGGUCUCCUCCUAAUUCCCCAGGCCUCUGUGCAGAUAAUUCAUUCUAUUCUCUCCACGGCGAAAUCCAAGUUCUGCAUCGUCGACCACUUGACGGAAACGAAUCAUCGCUUGGAUUCUUCGAAGUCCAUCCAGCUGCUUUACCUCUCUUAUUCGCUGGAUGUUUAUCAUGAGUUUAAUAUUCCACAUAUUAAUGAAGGGUCUGAUGUUGCCUAUGCUGAAGUGACACUUACUGAGAAUGAUUUUGCCGAGACCAUCGUCAUCUCGCGCCAAAACCUACAGAGCAAUAUCAAUGCCCUUGCAGACCUGUAUCCAUCGCCAACCGGGUCAAAAAUGCUAUCUUGUCUUCAAGGAUCAGGUACAUCAAUUUGCCAGACAUUCUUCGCUUGGCACGUUGGCAUGACAUUGUGCUCAACUACAGACUUAAUCAUGAGGACUCGCGUCGAGCAAGCUUGUAAAGAUAUGGAAAUAACGCACCUUCACUUGCCUCCCAUGCUGGCCUCCCGUAUUGAUCCACAAGCCGUCCCCAGUGUGCAAUACCUCCUCUCUUCGGGCGAUGAAAUGACUCCCAAACUCCAUCGCAAUUGGGCCGGCAAAGGUCUUCACCAAGUAUACAGCAGCCGCGCACUGGCUCACGCAUGUACUCUCUGUCCCAAUAUGCAAGCAACGACCUAUGUUCGAAACAUUGGUAGACCCUUGAAGAACAUAUCUGUCAUGAUCGUGGCAGAUGGAGAUUCACUAGCUCCUCUUCCACGUGGCGCCAUUGGAGAGUUAUGCUUUGGCGGAGAUCAAGUUGGGCGCUGUCUAUCUGACUCCGAGCCAUCAGUGACUGAACGAUUCGUUGACCAUCCUGAGCUCGGUCGGAUCUAUAGAACGGGUGACAUUGGAAGACUGCUUCCUGAUGGUACACUCAUUCUUUCCCGAAGUUCUGGCCUUGCACAGUCGUAUGGCCUGUCUAUUGAUCUUGAUGAAGUUGAUCGCGCUCUCAUGUCUUUGGAAAUGGUCCACGAAUCAGUGAGCAUGCUUUUGGACGAACCAACACUGCGCCAGCAGAGAUUGGUAGUAUUUUGGGUUCCUUCAACGAAAUGCUCAGAUUCUGUGCAAACAGAGGAAGCUACGAAUGAUCUUUUCAAGGAGCUCACCAAGAGACUGUCUCCUUCUAGCCUUCCAUCGCUUCUCCUUCUCGUGGAAGCGAUAGAUCUCACUAGGUCUUAUAAGACUGACCAUUUCAUGUUGAGGCAACGGCUGGGACAGCUGACAACAAAAGACCUUACGAUAUUCUCGCCAAAGCUCAAUGCCGAUGAUACUGGUGAUAGUUUCACUGAGCUUGAGAAGACCAUCUGUGGCGCGCUAUCCGCAGUUACUGGUACCGACCAAAGCAACAUCCGCAAGCACGUGUCCUUCUACAGAAUGGGCCUGGACUCUCUUUCUGCCAUUUCCUUCUCGCGGAAGCUGUAUGAGUCUGGAUGUGGAAGGAUUUCUGUGUCCACAAUCCUGCGCCAUAGCUCUAUUGCUCAGCUUUCAGCUGUCAUUCCGGCCACGAUCAACGAGCAUCAGCGCAGACAGGCUGUGGUGUCCGCGCCACCAACUGUGUUCGAUGAAGCCUUCACUCGUCAGGUAGAAGAUGAGUUCAAAGCUGCAGCUGUACCAGUUCAGAGCAUUUACCCUUGCACUCCACUCCAGGAGGCUAUGCUUGCAGCUGAGUCUAGUGGUCAUUCAGCUUAUUUCAAUCACCUCUUGCUUCUUGUGCACACCGAUGCCCAGGAUAUGAGAGCAGCAUGGGCUAAGAUGAUGCAAAGACAAGGCAUUCUUAGAACUUGUUUCAUGCAAACUCAUGAUAAGCGGUUUGCAUAUGUUCAGGUUGUACUGGAUACAUCGGUCUUACCGUGGUCUCAUAUUGAAGCUUCCUCUUCUGAACUUGAGAAUGUCAUCAAGGAGAACAAGUCCAAAUUUGAGGGUCUUUCUCCUGUCAACGGCCAGUUGCCUUACUCGCUGACUUUCAUAACCGACUCCACUGCGCAGAAGACACAUCUUCUGCUGUCCAUUCAUCAUGCAUUGUAUGACGGAGAAGGUAUCGCCCAGUUGUUACAAGAACUCCAGCUGUUGCUUUCAAACCAAGAAUUGCCAACAACCGCUCCGUUCCGCAACUUCAUCGAUUACAUGACCUCUGUUGAUUAUGGCUCGUCGGAUGAAUACUGGGACCAGUACUUGUCAGGUGUUUCACCGACCCUUCUUUCCACGCCCGAGCCCGUAGCCCAUGCAGAUGAGUCGGCAUCACAGCAGAUCCAUACAUCCCUAAAUGGAUCUUUCAUGUCAUUCAAGCAACAAUGCAAAGACCUCUCCGUGACGCCUUUGAACAUCUUCCACGCUGCGUGGGCCAGACUCCUCGCUCUGUACACUGAUUCCUCCGACGUCUGCUUCGGUAAUGUCUUCAGCUGCCGAACUGUUCCUUUGGAUGGCGUAGAUCGGAUAGUUGGCCCUUGCUUCAACACACUUCCAAUUCGAACCAAGUUCUCCUCGACUGCAACAAAUAUUGACAUCGUUAGCUUGUCCCAAAAGAACAAUAACGACAUUUUGCCUCACCAACUCAGUCCUCUACGGCGUAUUCAACGGCGUGUUCUUGGUGAUGGCUCUCGCCUCUUUGACACGCUGGUCAUCUUCCAGAACAGAAGCACAGAUCUCGACCGCAAUGUCUGGGAACUUCUUCAGGACGAAGGAAACAUGGGAUUCCCCUUAAUUUGUGAGAUCGUCCCCGACGAGUCAAUCGACAGCAUCCGUGUCUGCCUCCACUUCCAAGUAUCCCAUGUCUCGCAAGCUGUGGCUGAGAAUAUCGCGCGGGACUUUGUGGCCCUUGUUGGACACAUCACUCAGUACCCGUCUGCUCAGGCAUCCGAUAAGUGGCUAUUUGAGACAGACAUUCCUCGAGUCUUUGAACAGAAGGCGCCCAAAAUGACAAAAUCUGUUCAUUUCCUGACCAAAUCUCGGCAAAAGCGCCCAUGGUCCUACCAAGAGGAGAUUGUUCGCGACCUUCUUUGCAAAUUUUCUAAUGUCGACUCGGACAAUGUGCUCCAGGAUACGACGAUCUUCCAACUUGGCCUGGAUAGUAUCAAUGCUGUGCAGGUAUCAGCGAAGCUGCGUGGGUUAGGGUAUAAUAUCUCAUCUGGUGAUAUUCUCGAGGCUGCUUCUAUUGACCAAAUUGCUUCUCUUCUUACUUCCAGCUCCAAGAUUGUCGAGGAAAUCGAGUUUGACUUCGGACUUUUCCAAACCCAUCAUUUACAAUCUGUCUGCGAACAACUUGAGAUUUCUUCGCAAAUGGUGCAAUCUCUUCGCCCUUGUACGCCAGUCCAGAAUGGCAUGCUGGCGAUGUUCACGAAUUCACAUGGUGAAGUGUACUUCAACCGAAUGGGCUUGAGAUUCUCCGUCCCUCUGGACAAGAGGAUUUUGAAAGAAGCAUGGUCUAAGGUCAUGGCUCAGCAUGAGAUGCUUCGAACAGGCUUCGUGCAAUUGCGCGAUCAGCAAAAUCCUUUUGCUAUGAUAACUUACCAUGAAAACAGCAAACUACCAUGGUGCGAGACCACGACCCCCAUGGCAGACACCCCUGGUGUUCAAGAAAAGCAUGCUUUGGAAAAUCUCCACCAACCCCCAUGGAGCAUUGAAGUAGAGGCAGGUGAUAACACCAGUAUCAUGCAGUUUUCUGCAUUGCACGCUAUUUACGAUGCUCAGUCUCUGGCUACCAUAUUUGCAGACGUCAGAGCAGCAUAUGAAGGGAAGGCUCUGUCUAUGCCGGUGCCAGUCACCAAGACUCUCGGCCCUAUCCUUCUUGAAAGCAAGAUCCAGAGCGAAUCCGCGCAAUACUUCUGGAAGGAACUGGCUCCAGAAGUGCAGCCCUCCAAAUUCCCCGACUUGCAUCCCAUCCGCACAAAUGAGCGAACAUUACUCACCACCUCCAUCUGUUGCGCACAGUCUCGCAAGGCUCUUGAAGAUGCCUGUCGAGAGAUCGGCGUUACACUACAGGCAGCGGGGCAAACCGCAUGGGCCCGCUUGCUCUCUGCAUAUACAGGCGAGUCCAACGUCACUUUUGGGACUGUGCUUUCUGGUAGAAACUUAUCCGCCGCUGCUCAACAUGCGGUAUUCCCGUGUUUGGUCACAGUGCCAACGCCCCUGCGUAUUGAGGGAUCCAACCGACAGCUUUUGGAUCGUACACUGAAGCGAAACGCUUCAUUGGUGAAGAAUCAGUUCGCACCUCUGUCACAUAUCCAGCGUUGGCUAGGUAGCAAUGAGCCACUCUUCGAUACCCUGUUUGUCUAUCAGAAGUUUACUUUGGAUGCUGUUGGUACCGAUGGAUGGGAUAUCAUUGGCGAGGAGACGAAUAUUGAUUAUCCUCUUUCUAUCGAGUUGAUUCCGCACUCGGCAGAUCUUCAGAUUUCACUGACCUACCGGGGCGAUCUUGAUACUGUCUUCCGUCCAGAUGCCAGUUCCACCGAUUACGAGUCUGUGGGUAGUAGUCUGCUAUCUAUUACUCCUGCGAAAGAAGCCCCAAUUCCUACUACGGUGACUUUGCUGCAUCAAUUCGUCGAAACGAACGCGCUCAGGAUCCCCGAGAGGAUUGCGUUUGAAUUUGCUUUCGGCGACACUGCAGACAAUCUCCAGAAGAAGACUUGGACUUACCGCAAGUUCAAUGAAUGCGGCAAUCAAAUUGCACAUCUCCUGCAGGCAAAGGGAGCUGUUCCUGGUGGAAUUGUGGGAAUAUGCUUUGACAAGUGCCCUGAAGCCUCCAUGGCGAUUCUGGGUAUCAUGAAAGCUGGAUGUGCAUAUUUGGCUAUUGACCCUGGUGCCCCUAUCUCUCGUAAGCAGUUCAUGUUAGAGGACUCCGGUACCAAGAUCCUGCUCUGCAAUCAAUUGAAGAUGGCCGAACUGGAGGGUCUGCCAGAUAUUGACAUCCAGGCACUUGAUGAGCCUGGGCUGUUUGAUGGAAUCUCAACAGGUGAUAUCUCACUUUCCCGUUCUAUUCAGUCAGAUGAUACUUGUUAUUGUCUGUACACCUCCGGUACAACCGGAACACCGAAAGGCUGCGAGAUCACGCACGAUAAUGCUGUGCAAGCAAUGCUGGCAUUCCAAAGAUUGUUCGCGGGACACUGGGAUGGAGAGUCUCGGUGGUUACAAUUUGCCUCCUUCCAUUUCGACGUCAGUGUUUUGGAACAGUACUGGAGCUGGAGUGUUGGAAUUUGCGUCACUUCCUGUCCGCGAGAUCUGCUGUUUGAGGAUCUCACUGGAACGAUACAGAAGCUUCAAAUUACGCAUAUCGACCUGACGCCCAGUCUGGCAAAACUGGUCCAUCCCGACGAAGUUCCGUCCCUUUGUCGGGGAGUCUUCAUCACCGGCGGAGAGGCUUUAAAACAAGAAAUCCUCGAUGCCUGGGGCAGACAUGGUGUUAUUUACAACGGAUACGGGCCUACUGAAGUUACUAUCGGAUGCACCAUGCUCCCACGGAUGUCUGCCAACGACAAAGCCUCAAACAUAGGGCCCCAGUUCGAUAAUGUAGGGUCUUAUGUCUUCAGCCCCGGCACCACGACACCAGUCCUACGCGGCAGCAUAGGCGAACUCUGCGUCUCGGGGCCUCUCGUUGGAAAAGGCUAUCUGAACCGAGCCGACCUCACCAAAGAACGGUUCCAAGAGCUCCCCGAAUUCGGCGAUCGCAUCUAUCGCACAGGUGAUCUCGUGAGGAUUUUGCACGAUGGAAGCUUCCAGUUCCUUGGCCGUAUUGAUGACCAGGUCAAGCUCCGUGGACAGCGACUCGAAAUUGGAGAAAUUAACGAGGUCAUCAAACGAACAACGCCUGAAUUGAACGAAGUCGCUACCCUAGUGAUCACACACCCCAAACAGUCGAAGGACCAACUUGUCUCGUUUUUCACGACUGUCACUGCAGAUAAGAAAUCUCGUGCUGUCGACGUCAGGGUCCGAUCAUCAGAAGACGACCGCGCCCUACUGUCGAAGAUCAAGGGCGCUUGCCGCACUCAUCUUCCCGGGUAUAUGGUGCCUACACAUAUCAUCCCGAUGACCCGCUUCCCACUUUCUGCCAAUAACAAGGCUGAUAUGAAAGUCUUGAAGAGUAUCUAUCAGGAGCUUUCUCUGGAGGAUAUUCAGAAAUUGGGCUCGAUGGGUGUUGGCCAGCCUACUGACAGUGUCCAGGAACAGAAGAUCAUUUCUGUUCUGGCGAAGUUCAUUGGUUCUUCUGUGGAGAAGAUCUCGUCAUGGUCCAGUAUAUACGAGCUUGGCCUGGAUUCUAUAUCUGUUAUUGCGUUCUCGAGAUGUCUCCGGGAGGCUGGCUUUUCUCAGGCUCAGCCAUCGAUCGUGAUGAAGUACCCUACAAUUUCUGGCAUGGCUUCGGCUCUACAGGUGUCUAUGUCGUCUUCUGUGUCCUGGGAUACCCUCCAACGAAAUUCCAAGCAACGCAUCGAGGCUUUCGCUCACCAGAACUCCCACGCUAUCGUCGAGCAUAUUGGAGCCAUCGACGGUGACGUUGAAAGCAUUGCGCCCUGCACUCCGCUCCAGGAAGGUAUCAUAUACCACUACCUGUCUAGCAGCACGCCAUUGUACUGCUCUUCUUUCACUUUCGAGCUCGACCCUUCGGUCAAUCUCGAGGAUUUGCGCGCAGCUUGGGGUCAGGCCCAGAGAGACGUUCAAAUGCUGCGUGUCAGGUUUUCGCCAUCUCCAGAUGGCUACGCCCAAGCUGUCAUGAAGAAAGAAGCCCUUCCGUGGUUCCUUGCUACCGCCGGCACUAAUGAGGAGAUUGAUGACUUGCGCAAACAACGACACGAACACUGGACCACCCAGCUCGACAGUCUUUCAUCGAAUCUGUGGGAAGUCGGAGUCAUUUCUUCCCCCGAAACAUCGGUGAUGUGUCUGAACAUCUUCCAUGCUCUCUAUGAUGGAAACAGCCUGGUCCUGCUCCUCGAAUCGGUUGCCCGAAAUUAUCUUGGCCAGAGCAAGAGUUCGCAGUCAAUCCCGGAGUUCACUGAUGUAUUGCACUUCGGUCCCCUUUGUAAAGACCCUGCAGCAGAGGCAUUCUGGAAAGAGCAUCUUGUCGGCUGUCGUGAUCGAGCCUUCGCCGAGAACGGCCAAGUAGACAGCUUGCCAAUUCUGCUCAAAGUUCAAAUGAAUGCGACGAACCAGGUUGACUAUCUUUGCCGGUCUCUCAAUGUCACACAGCAAGCUGUUCUCCAUGCCUGCUGGCUUCUCACUCUCCAGGAGCAAUACUCGUUCGUGCCACCACUUGGUAUCAUUGCCUCAGGCAGGACAAUCGAUAUACCAGGCAUUAGCGACGUUAUAGGGCCACUGUUCAAUACGAUCCCCAGCAACGUCCAGCUGGAUGGCUUGGAGUCUUGGUCUGAUAUUGCACAGCGCUGCCAUGGCUAUCAUGUGUCCAUGAUUCCUUUCCAAAACACCGCUCUGCGGGACAUUGUGAAAUGGCUCGGAAAAAGUCCCGAUGAGCGACUCUUCAACUCUUUGUUUGUCUUCCAGAGGGAAGAUGAUACCCACGAAUCGUCCACAAAAGGUCUUUGGCGUACACUCGACUCAGAGGCCCAGCAUGAGUACCCUCUGGCCUUUGAAAUUGUGCGCAAUAGCAAGCAAUAUCUGACAGUCACCAUUGCCGCAAAGAGCCAUGUGGUAUCGUUGGAGGACGCUCAGCAGAUGUUAUCUACGUUUGAACAAAUACUUUCUCAGUUUGCGCAGGACCCCAACAAAGAGUUGCCCAAGAUAAACCGGGUGCCUCUCACACAAGCUGUGACGAAUGGCGAAGUCAACGGUCACUACGAGUCUCCUAGAACAUUAGAACAAACCAAUGGUGAAUAUACCAAUGGCUCUUUGUUUGAAUGGACUUCCCAGGCUUCCACAAUCCGCAACGUGAUUGAAACCCUUGCGGGAGUGGAACCGCAAUCCAUCAGCGAGAACACGUCAAUCUUUGAAGUUGGACUUGAUAGCAUCGAUGCAAUCAAAAUCUCCUCGCGGUUGAGCAAGGCCGGAAUCAAACUUCCCGUGAGCUCCAUCAUGCGCCAUCGUACAGUGAAGGCCAUGAGCGAGCAACUCUCAAUGACAAAUAGCCAUACCAAAGAUGCGACAUUGCCAUUACUCAAUCAGCUAGAGAAAUCGCUGGCCAAGUUUAUCGGUGCUGAAGGUCUUCUCCCUCCGAGCGCGACUCGAAUCCUACCAGCUACACCCAUCCAAGAAGCUAUGGUAGCAGAAAUGUCUGCCUCUGGUUACAAGCAUUACUACAGCCACGAAAUCCUCGAGCUUGAGCCAGAUGUGGACAUUGAAAAGAUGGAACGGGCAUGGAGAGCUGUCGUUAGGGCCCACCCUAUCCUCCGUACUUCGUUCGUUGAAGUCUGGGAUCCGCAGAUUCCUGUUUCAUAUGCCCAAAUAGUUCACGACGAGGAUCAUAUUGACCUUCAGACUGUCUAUUUGCACGGAGUCUCCGUGGAAUCCAUUAUAGAGACUCAGCGUUCAAGGGCACGCAAAGAACUGAUAAGCAGCCCUUUGCUAUCUAUCGCCAUUGCAGUGGAUGGAGCUAGACGGUACGUUGUUUUGUCAAUUGCACAUGCUCUUUAUGAUGGCUGGUCGAUCAACCUACUUCAUGAAGAUAUCGCAAGGUCUUAUGCUGGUGCAGAGUGCUCCCGCCCGCCGGCUGAUGACAUUCUCGAGCAAAUUAUUUCCUCGUCUGGCCAGGAAGCACUCAGGUUCUGGCGAGCAACGCUAUCUAACUUCGCUCCGGUAUCUUUCUCGUCUAUGGAGCAUGCUGACAAAGCGUCGGCCGUCGUUCACCGAGCAGAACAAUCGUUAUCUGUGCCACUGUCCAAAGCGGAGGCGUUCUGCAAACGCCAUGGCAUUACUCUCCAGGCACUUCUCGUCGGCUGUUGGUCUCUUGUCCUUGCCACGCAUGUCAAGAAGCUAGACGUUGCAUUUGGGCUUGUCCUUUCUGGUCGGAACGUGGCUGACUCUGAGCAUGUGAUGUUCCCGACCAUGAACACUGUCGCCAUGCGAGUUAUUCUCCAUGGGACGCGCGUAGAAUUGGUGAAGUAUGUACAGGAGGCUCUCCUAGCCAUGUCUGAACAUCAGCAUUUCCCACUUCGGCGCGCCAGACCAGAUACGGGAUCGCGGGCGUUGUUUGAUACGCUUUUCAUGUAUCAGAAGAGGCCGGUAGAAAAUGUCCAGGCCCAGCCUGGCCAGGUUCUGUAUAAAUCUAUUGGUGGAGCAGCCGAUGUUGAAUACCCUGUUUGUGCUGAAGUUGAAGGCGUCGGGGAGGAUUUGGUUGGACGAGUUGCUUGUCGUGGGAAUGUUGUUGGAGAUCAAGAUACACUUGCGCUCUUGGGGCAGAUGGGCGAUAUACUUUCGUCUAUCAUUGAUGAUCCAUCUGAACAGACUGUCGAAUUUACCAGCGAAGGAGUGAAGGUUUGUGGAAGCGCGGCUUUCCAGGAUGAGUUUGGACAAGAUAUCAAGACUGACGCAGAGCCCCGGGCGCUCAGUCACGCACAAUGGUUGCCCAUCGAGUCAAAGAUCCGCGAGGUUCUUUCCAUUACAUCGGGAGUACCUGAGAGCUCCAUUGACAAGAGCUCCACAAUCUUCGAGCUUGGUCUGGACAGCAUCAGCGCCAUCAAGGUGGCUGCGCUUCUGAAGAAACAGUCCGUCAAGCUCGCGGUCAGUGACAUGCUUCGGGCUGGUACCAUCGAGAACAUGGCCAAGGCAGCCAACAGCAACCAGACGGAGUUCUCACUCACAAAUAUAUCGAGCAUUCUCCACGAAUCACUCAAUGGUACUAAUGUGGCGGAACUUCUACAGUCGCAUGGUAUUGAUUCACAACGGGUAUUCUACCCUGAGUUCUACUAUGUGGCAUCACGGAAAUUGAGCCCUGAAGUACUUGAUCGGGCCUGGGAUCGGGUCAUAGACCAAACCCCAAUGCUUCGAACAGCAUUCGUUCCCACUUCUGGCUCUCCACUAUUGCCCUAUAUGCAGAUCGAGUUUGAGGCUGUGAACAUCCCUGUGAUCUGGCAUUCCAAGUUUGAUCGGCAUCUUGUUUCAAGAAGUCUCAAGCAAGAAUUCGGGGCAGUGCCGGUCGCACUGCAUGCCUGUCAAACGAACAAGGGAACGGCCCUUAUUCUGCGAAUCCACCAUGCACUUCAAGAGGUUGCCAAGCCAAACCCCGACCUUGAACUCUCACAGCUCGUGGCAUUCCAGCAUAUUCAUUCGCCCGUGGAUGUCCGGCGGCAAUUCUGGCAAAAGUAUCUAGGCCAAAUGCCAACAGCGGUAAAACGAGGGGAUGGCUUCGGCUCUGUGCAACAUCACUACCGACCGGGUCUGGUUUUAAAUAUGACCAGUGUCGAAAAGGUUGCUAAGCGCCAGGGCCUGAGCAUUCAGACCGUCUUUUUGGCUGUCUAUGCUCGAGUGCAUUUGCAGGAAUUGGGUGCAGCUGAAACCAUAGAUGACGCAGGGUCUCGCAGGCGGUUAACAGUCGGACUGUACCUUGCCAAUCGAUCUUAUUCCAUCGAGGGUCUCGCCGAGUCGGUGAUUCCCACCGUUAACAUUGUUCCACUACGACUGGAUGACAAACUCAGCGAUUCCAACGACACCCUCCUUGACGCCGCCCGCAGAAUCCAAACUGAGAUCAACGAGAUCAGCCGACCAGAAUACUCGGGUGUGUCUCUCCUGGAAAUUGCCGAAUGGACGGGCGUCCGAAUCGACACCUGCGUCAAUUUCCUGCGACUCCCUGAGCAAGAAUUGAAAGCACCCAGCAACGGUGACCAAGUAAAGUUUGCUCUCACAGCAAUUCAACGCGAGGAGUUUGAAGAUCUUAGCGGGGCCGCCCCAGUUUCGGAAAAAGACUCAAUUCCGAUUAAUGGCAAUGGUGUGGCGCCACCAGGUGCAGCCGAGACGAGCCCGGGCCUCGAACAUCCAAGCGUCUCAGCGGCUACUCAAAACAUCUUCCUGCCUAUGAUCGACGUGGAAGCCGCCAUCCGUAAUGGUCGGUUAGACUUUGGGCUCUUCGCACCGGAAUCCCGUCUGGACCGAGACACAGCGGAGAGGGUGAUCGGCGCUAUGCGGCGGGAGAUGUCUGCAUUGGUGACAGGUUUCGAAUCGAUAUAG
Penicillium mononematosum is the source of this 15060-nucleotide messenger RNA. It is a transcript of the gene sidC, whose product is annotated as nonribosomal siderophore peptide synthase SidC. Gene Ontology annotation, cellular component: cytoplasm. The transcript is spliced from 9 exons. The record is from RefSeq and is a predicted model, not a curated record. Gene Ontology annotation, molecular function: catalytic activity; phosphopantetheine binding. Gene Ontology annotation, biological process: amino acid activation for nonribosomal peptide biosynthetic process; secondary metabolite biosynthetic process. The coding region runs from base 1 to 15060 and encodes 5019 amino acids. NCBI's taxonomy places the organism in Eukaryota, Fungi, Ascomycota, Eurotiomycetes, Eurotiales, Aspergillaceae.